This is a messenger RNA of Wasmannia auropunctata (little fire ant), 657 nucleotides long. RefSeq lists its product as uncharacterized. NCBI's taxonomy places the organism in Eukaryota, Metazoa, Arthropoda, Insecta, Hymenoptera, Formicidae. The coding region runs from base 215 to 559 and encodes 114 amino acids. The record is from RefSeq and is a predicted model, not a curated record. The transcript has 2 exons.
UGCACAUUCGUCAGGCUGUUUAUUUUAAUUCCGGCACGAUUUCUCAAUUCUACAGCUGCACUUCUUAUCGAGAAUGCCAUUCAUAACCUAUAGCGAGAACACGAUCCCUUAUUCGCCAAUAUUACACUGUCUCUUCGCGAUAAAUACUGCCGGCGAUCCGAUUAUGAAGAUGUGAACAAAGAAAUGGCAAUAUUUGUCGAUUUAAUUUGGGAACAUGUCUACUAUGUUAUCAAACGAAGCUCAACUGCGUUACAUGAUAGAAUGGUUCCAAGAAUGGUCCGAAAUGCAGCGAAAUGAUUUUCUGAGUGUGUUGCUGGAGAACUGCGGUCCUGCGGGGCUUGUGAACGGACUAGUGGCCGGAAUGGAGAAGUUGGGUUGCGAAGGAUCUGACAGGCCACCGAGCUUGUUCCAAUGUCGCGUCAAGCUCUUUAGAGAAUGGAGUAGCAAUUGGUCGCAAUAUGAGAAAGAUUCUUUGUUGACAGCUAUUAAGAAUACAGAUAGUAAGUUUGCUGAAAUGUAUGAAGAAAGAUUAUCAUCGUUGGCGGAAGACAAACAGUAAUAUGCAAGCAUCUUACUCUUUAUGACUUACAAAUUCCAAAUAAAGAUAUAUUUCUAUUUUUUAAAUUAAUAUAAAUUUUGGCAAGCUUAUUUUUUUAU